CUUUAUUGUACCACAACCUAUAAUUAAGAAUCACGCGUCGCGCGUACAUUUUCACCCCAACACCUUCGCGAAUUCUUCCAUUGUACAUCCAGAUCAAUUAUUCUUCAUCCUCAUCGCUUAACUGUACAAAUGGCAUCCAACACUGAGAAACUCCCAUUCUACGCUAGUUGUGAUGUUGCCGAUGCAUUGUUGGCGUUGAAAGUUACCAAUGCAGGUUAUAUCCCUGACCUCCAUCUCUGGAGUCCUCAGUUUAAGGCUGGCUAUACUCGCAUCUUUGGUCCUGCUUAUACUGUUAAGAUGGUCCCUGUGUCAGAUACAGAGGCACCCAAGCCAGACCAACAUUUUGUUGACGCUAUUCCUGAAGGAAGCAUUGUUUGUAUUUCGCAGCCUUCAAAUUUGGUCAAUGCCGUCUGGGGCGGACUAAUGACAGCACGCGCGCAGAUCAGAGGCGCACUCGGUGUGGUUGUUGAUGGACGUAUCAGAGACUUGAAUGAACAGCGUGAGGCUGGAUUCCCAGUUUUUGCAAAAGCGACGUCCAUCAUGGGUGCUGGCCCUUUCACGCGUGCCACCACUCUUAAUAUCCCAAUCACGAUGCAACCAAACCCUGACCAUCCUGCCGUGACCAUCCAUCCAGGAGACUAUGUUGUUGCAGAUGCAGACGGCGUUGUAGUGAUCCCCAAGGAUUUGCUUUCGCAAGUAGAGGCUCAAUGUAAAAAGUCAACAGCUGUAGAUGAUCAAUGCAUGACUGCGCUCAAGUCUGGUGAGAGCAUCGUAGACACUUUCAAGAAAUAUCGCGGAUAAAGAAUAAAGCAUUUGUGCUACAUGUUUCUUCGUCAUGGGCAACUGAUAAUGCUUGUGCAUGUG
This is a messenger RNA of Lobosporangium transversale, 864 nucleotides long. Its product is annotated as RraA-like protein. The transcript is spliced from 4 exons. The record is from RefSeq and is a predicted model, not a curated record. The coding region runs from base 130 to 801 and encodes 223 amino acids. Lineage: Eukaryota; Fungi; Mortierellomycota; Mortierellomycetes; Mortierellales; Mortierellaceae.